Molecule: messenger RNA, 1375 nt
Organism: Phragmites australis (common reed)
Lineage: Eukaryota; Viridiplantae; Streptophyta; Magnoliopsida; Poales; Poaceae
Product: ethylene-responsive transcription factor ERF114-like
Exons: 2
Coding region: 123-752 (209 amino acids)
Biological process (GO): ethylene-activated signaling pathway; regulation of DNA-templated transcription
Molecular function (GO): DNA-binding transcription factor activity; DNA binding
Source: RefSeq, a predicted model, not a curated record
AUCUCUUUCUACGUGCCUGGUUACCGAACGAAGAUUACUUGCGAAGCAUAUGGGAUUUGAGGUGGCGAGGGAGGCAACGACCAAUCACUGUGGCUCAUCCAAGCAGGCGCGGUGACGAACGUAUGGAGGAGGAGGAGCAACGACGAGGUGGCGGUUUCCUCGGCCACCGCUACUCCGCGGCCCGGGGCGAGUACGAGGUCGCCGUCGUCGCGGCGGCGCUCACGCACGUCGUCUGCUCCACCGAGCCGCCGCGCGGGGACGAGUUGGCGGCCCCGCUGCCGGCGCCGCGGCAAGGGGGGCAUGAUGGAGGUGGCGGAGGGGAGGAGGCGCGGGCGCAGUACAGGGGCGUGAGGCGGCGGCCGUGGGGCAAGUGGGCGGCCGAGAUACGCGACCCGGCGAAGGCGGCGCGCGUGUGGCUGGGCACGUUCGGCACGCCCGAGGAGGCCGCCCGCGCCUACGACGACGCCGCGCGCCGGCUCAAGGGCGCCAAGGCCAAGCUCAACUUCCCGACGACCUCACCCCAAGCCACCGCGUCAUCGUCGUCGGCGCCGCCGACCGUAGCCUCCGCCGCCACAGGGGAGUUCCCUAACCUCCGGCAGUACGCGCACAUACUCCAGAGCAGCGACGGGGACGCGCCGGCCGUCGCGUCCGGGCUGCUGCUGGGCCGCCGGCCGGCGGCGGAGAAGCAACGACGUCCCGAGGACGGACGUCACGACCGCGGCAGCAGCAGCAGCGCGAGCAGCGGGAGGUGAACACGGGCGUCGCACACUUGCACGUACGGGUCGGCGCGUGUGUGAUCGUGCGGUUGGACUUGAUGCCUUCAUCAACCAUCAGUGCAGCGCGCGCGGACGGGUCGAUCGAUCGAUCGAUCGCGAUCGAGUGGUUUGGUCAAGGGUGUGCCGUAGGUAAGUAGGUUGAUGUGAUCAACUAAACUGUACGUCCGUCACGUACAGUUCUGUACGUGCACGUCUGAAACUCUGGAGGUUGCACACAUCUCACAGCGAAUUCGUGAAGGUUCAUUGAACAGGUGGUUAACUGGUACAUACACAAGCACACGCCGCCACCCGAGUGUGCAGAUGUAUGUGUGCUCGUGACCAGACGUGGAUGAAACGUUUAUCAUUUGUGUGUGCAUGCACGUACUAUUUCAAAGCACGUACACGCGCUUGCUAAGGGUGGGGGGGAAAAAAUCCGAAAACCAAACAUAGAAAUCGAAACCGAACCGAAAUAACCGUUUUUACGCUGUGUUCGGUUUUCAAAUUCAUGCUAUUUGUUUAACCAGUUUAAUUAUGAUUUUUCGACUCCAAAACCGAACAAACCUAUAAACCAAAAUAUAUAUAGAUCUCUAUUCGUCAACUUCUGAGAUGCACGAAUCCUA